AUGAGUAUACAGCAACUUGGAAAGAUCUUGGGUAUAAUUGGAGCCAUCUUUCUUGCUCAUUCUGCCUAUUCAACAUAUGAACAUUUGGCUUACGUGAAAGCAGUAGAUGAAGAAGAUGCGUCAGUUCCUAUUGAAAUAGCAGUCGAAUGCUUAGUAUCGUCGUUUGUUGCACUUUUAGGUGUAAUUUUAUCAGCAGAUUCCUUUAAACACAUUGAUAUGACAGACGAAAUACAGAAAAUGUAA
Rhizopus microsporus ATCC 52813 is the source of this 243-nucleotide messenger RNA. RefSeq lists its product as uncharacterized. The coding region runs from base 1 to 243 and encodes 80 amino acids. Lineage: Eukaryota; Fungi; Mucoromycota; Mucoromycetes; Mucorales; Rhizopodaceae. The transcript has 3 exons. The record is from RefSeq and is a predicted model, not a curated record. Gene Ontology annotation, biological process: protein folding in endoplasmic reticulum. Gene Ontology annotation, cellular component: EMC complex.